Messenger RNA from Tinamus guttatus (white-throated tinamou), 1663 nucleotides. It is a transcript of the gene LCP2, whose product is annotated as lymphocyte cytosolic protein 2. Gene Ontology annotation, molecular function: protein binding. Gene Ontology annotation, biological process: cell surface receptor protein tyrosine kinase signaling pathway; intracellular signal transduction. NCBI's taxonomy places the organism in Eukaryota, Metazoa, Chordata, Aves, Tinamiformes, Tinamidae. The record is from RefSeq and is a predicted model, not a curated record.
AUGGAUCUGAGAAACGUUCCCUAUCGCUCAGAGGUGGUUGCGUGGAGCCCAGAUGAGCUAGCAGAAUAUUUCAAGAUGUUAAAGUACAAGGAUUGUGAGAAAGUCGUGAGGAAGCACAGCAUAAAUGGACAGAGGUUUUUGAACAUGUCUGAAAAUGACAUCCAGAAAUUUCCCAAACUGAGAGUGCCCAUUAUAAGUAAAUUAAGCCAGGAAAUUAACCGAAAUGAAGGAAGAUUAUCAUUCUUUCCAAAAAGGGCCCAAACGCAAAAGUUUCCUGAAAACCCAGGAUAUAGUCAAGAAGAAGAUGAUGACUGGUCUUCAUUUGAUGAAGAUGAUGACUAUGAAAGCCCCGAUGAUGAUCAGGAAAAGGAAGAGGAGGCUGACUAUGAAUCACCCACGGAAGAGCCCGAGGAAGCAGAACACGACAGCGAUGGCUAUGAGCCGCCUCCAUCCAACGACGAAGCACACCACAAUGUCAUAUUUCCUGCCAAAUCACUUGCAAACAACACGGAUUAUAUAGACAGACCUUCAACAGCCAGAUCAUCAAAUCAGCCUCCGGUGCCACCACAGCGACCUGUACCAGCCCCGCCUGGGGGAAGAGCUGCUCCUCUGCCACCCUUUCCUUCUCCAUUAAGCAACAGUGACUUGAACAGAGACAGAAAUAUCAAGCCUCCAAAACCCCCAGCUCCUUCCAUAGACAGAAGCACAAAACCCUCCCUGGAUCGUCCUGCUCCACCGUUGGAAAGAGAAAGCCCAGUAUCAGGAAGGAAGACAAGCUUUCCUGAAAAGCCUCUGACUCCACAACUAAGGUCCCUGGGGGAGCAGCUAGCAAUGAUGCCAAAGCCUCCUGUCCCACCAAGUGAUAGACAUGAAAGAGCCAAUCCAUCUCCCUUAAGAAAGCAACACCCUCAACACGCUGUUAAGCAGGGUUGGCCACCACAGAAAAAGUCUGAGGAAGAAGACGAGACUGCACCCCAAAGGCCAGUGCCACAGCUGUCUUUACCCCCUUUCAGCUCCAACACGUUCCCUUCGAGAUCUAUGAAGCCUCCACCGAAGCCAGGAUACAACAGUAUGCCUGGUGCAGAAAGUGCUAGCUGCCUGUCUUCCAGUGGCUCACUGCCACCGCGCUUCCAGCUAGGCAACAACCAGAGAUCUCCUUCAAGAGGCAAAGCAGAUGUAAGGCCUCCAUUGCCAGUUCCUAGCAGGCAGACUGUUCACCCACCAAACACAGAGGAAGAUGAGGACUCACUAAAUGAUCAAUGGUACGUUGCUGAUAUUAGCCGGCCGGAAGCAGAGGCUGCUCUUCGCAGAAUUAACAAGGAUGGAACUUUCUUGGUGAGAGACAGCUCAAGAAAAACUGCUACUCAUCCAUAUGUACUGAUGGUUUUAUACAGAGAUAAAGUAUACAACAUUCAGAUUCGUUACCAGGAGGAAAAUCACACAUAUUUGUUAGGAACUGGCUUAAAAGGAAAAGAGGAUUUUUCUGCUGUAGCAGAUAUCAUCGAUUACUUCCAAAGAACGCCCCUUCUACUGAUUGAUGGAAAAGACAGGGGUUCAAGAAACCAGUGCAUGUUAAAAUAUGCUGCAGGAUAUGGUUAAAUGAAAGCCUAAUGAAGGUCACUGUACAGGAUCAAACUCUACUGUAGUCUGUAAUCCUCAGGGU